This is a messenger RNA of Fusarium oxysporum Fo47, 573 nucleotides long. RefSeq names its product Cyanovirin-N. The record is from RefSeq and is a predicted model, not a curated record. The coding region runs from base 1 to 573 and encodes 190 amino acids. NCBI's taxonomy places the organism in Eukaryota, Fungi, Ascomycota, Sordariomycetes, Hypocreales, Nectriaceae. The transcript is spliced from 3 exons.
AUGUUUUCACCCCUCCUCCUUCUAACCCUCACCCUCGACGCAAUCGCUACCUCCCCUUCCUCCUCCCUCAACACAACCAACCUCACGCAACAUCCCUCCCGCGUCGCACCACGCUUCAUAUCAGGCGGUUUCUACGACAAAUGCAAAGACGUACGCUUCUACCUCGCCAAAGUAGACGAUGCACAUCCCCGCAAGAACAGCUUCAACGGGUACAAGUCUUCACCGUGGCUUGUAGCGAAAUGUCCUGAUAAGAAUGGAAAGUAUCUCUGUACGUGGUUGGCGCUGAGUAAGUGUUUGCUUAACUCGGAGGGGGAGCUAUAUCGUGGAUCAAAUGGCAAUUUUCACGGGUCGUGUACGGCGUGUAAGUUGACUGGCAGUAACUUCAACUGCGGCUGUUGGAGUGGUUUGAAGAAGGGCAAGAAUGAUUUCGGGAACCGGGUUCAUCGAACGAGUAUCGAUUUGAAUGUUGCUGUUGGCGCUGUUGAUGGGUUUUUGACCUGUCAUGGGAAUUGGGGAAUCCUCGAUUAUUGCAGUGGAAGGCCAUCGCAUGAUCCUUUUCUCGAUUCCAAGUGA